AAGUGGAGUACUAAAAACCCGAACUAUACAGCACAUACUUUCAUCAGACAACCGGAACAAACCUCCCAGCUCGGGAGACGGUCAUAAGAGAAGUGUGUAUGGUAGUUCCGACUCAUAUGAUUAUUGGAGCAGGAAAACGCUAGAGGAAGAAGAUGAUGAUUGCAGCUAAUGCGUCCAUACCAUUUGACCCAUCAACGAAUUUGCCUAAAUCCCAUCUCCGCCCUCCUAAACCUCGACUCUCUAAACUACCACUCUUUCUGCUCCCAUUUUCUGGACAAGUGUUCAUCUCUCAUUUGCAGCAUAGACAUCUCCAUGUCAGUCCCACCGCAUUCAGAGUCACCGCUUGUCAAGCGUCUUCUUCAACCCCUACGAGUUCCAACUCAGCUGGUGAAGACGCCGAGUCGCUAUUCGAGAACUUGAAGGAGGCUGAAAGAGAGAGGAUAAAUAGUUUACAGGAGUUUGAAAGAAAGGCAAAUGUUCAAUUAGAGAGGCAGCUUGUGUUAGCUUCUGAAUGGAGCAGAAAGCUAUUAACCAUGCGUGGAAAGCUGAAAGGAACCGAAUGGGACCCUGUGACUUCUCAUCGAAUAAGCUACAGUGAUUUCCUGCAGUUGCUUAACUCAAAAAAUGUGCAGUUUAUGGAGUACUCUAAUUAUGGCCAGUCAGUAUCUGUCAUUCUGCCGUAUUACAAAGAUGGGAAAAUGGAAGACCCAAAGGGGGAUAGAAGACAGGAAAUUGUAUUCAAGCGCCACAUUGUUGAGCGGAUGCCAAUGGAUUGCUGGAAAGAUGUUUGGAGGAAGUUGCAUCAACAGCUUGUAAAUGUUGAUGUCUACAAUGUGAAAGCACUCCCGUUUGAAGUAUAUUCUAGUGUUGCAGUUGCAGUUGUGUGGUCUAUGAGGCUUGCUCUUGCAGUUGCACUGUAUAUUUGGAUUGAUAAUAAGAUGAGACCAAUUUAUACAAAACUAAUACCUUGGGAUUUAGGACCUCCUUCCAAGAAGAAAAAUAUUCCAAUAACUAAUCCUUCUCUGGGUUCAUUAGGAAAGAGCAGGGCAAAAUUCAUAUCAGCAGAAGAAAAGACUGGUGUCACUUUUGAUGAUUUUGCUGGCCAAGAAUAUAUUAAGAGGGAACUGCAAGAGAUUGUUCGGAUACUGAAAAGUGAGGAAGAAUUUCGAGGCAAGGGCAUUUAUUGCCCAAAAGGAGUGCUUUUCUAUGGUCCUCCUGGAACUGGCAAAACUCUUCUAGCAAAAGCGAUAGCUGGUGAAGCAGGACUUCCUUUUUUUGCUGCUAAUGGCACUGAUUUUGUUGAGAUGUUUGUUGGUGUGGCCGCUUCACGAGUAAAAGACCUUUUUUCCAGUGCCAGAUCCUAUGCCCCUUCCAUUAUUUUCAUUGAUGAGAUAGAUGCAAUUGGCAGCAAACGGGGUGGACCAGAUAUUGGCGGAGGUGGUGCUGAAAGGGAGCAAGGCCUCCUUCAAAUACUAACAGAAAUGGAUGGGUUCAAGGUUUCCACAUCACAGGUUUUAGUCAUUGGCGCAACAAAUCGGUUGGAUAUCCUCGAUCCUGCUCUAUUGCGGAAGGGCCGUUUUGACAAGAUUAUAAGGGUUGGUUUGCCAUCAAAGGAUGGUAGAUUGGCCAUAUUGAAGGUACAUGCUCGAAACAAAUUUUUCCGCUCUGAAGAAGAGAAGGAGACUUUACUGCAGGAAAUUGCUGAACAGACAGAAGAUUUUACUGGGGCAGAACUUCAAAAUAUUUUGAAUGAAGCUGGAAUAUUGACUACCAGGACAGACGCAGACUACAUAGGAAGAGAAGAGCUUCUCGAGGCUCUGAAGAGGCAAAUGGGCACAUUUGAAACUGGUCAAGAGGAUCGCCCAGAGGUCCCUGAGGAACUAAAAGUGAGACUUGCAUAUCGAGAAGCUGCUGUUGCAGUUGUUGCAUGUUCCAUUCCCGAUCCACACUGCCCCUUCACUGAGACUCAUGUGAACUCCAUUAGUAGUAAACCAAAUAUGCAGUAUACAGCAGUGGCAGGCAGAGUAUUUAAAAAGAAAUCUGAUUAUGUGAAUGCAGUAGUGCGUUCUUGUGCUCCCAGAGUCAUUGAGGUCGAGAUGUUUGGAGUUGACAAUUUGUGCUGGAUCUCUGCAAAUGCCACUUUAGAAGCUUCUACGCUUGCAGAGCGUUUGAUUCUACAGACAGGAAUGACUGCACUCGGGAAAGCUUACUACAGAUACCAGAGAGAUCUUGUGCCAAAUUUAGCUGCUAAAAUUGAAGCUCUUCGAGAUGAAUAUAUUCGUUUUGCUGUGGAGAAAUGUGGAUCUAUACUGAAAGAGAACCAUGUUGCUGUAGAGACCAUUACAGAUAUUUUACUUGAGAAAGGAGAGAUCAAAGCUGAUGAAAUUUGGAGCACAUACGAAAGUUGCCCUCGAGUACCUCAGCCGGCUGUUAGGCCAAUUGAUGAAUAUGGAGCCCUUGUUUAUGCUGGAAGAUGGGGAAUUCAUGGUGCUUCACUUCCAGGGAGGGUGACUUUUGCCCCUGGAAAUGUUGGCUUUUCAACCUUUGGUGCAUCACGUCCUAUACAGACACAGGUCAUUAGUGAUGAAACAUGGAAGCUAGUAGAUGGAAUAUGGGAUAAAAGGGUUGAGGAAAUCAAAGCUGAGGCAUCUUUGGAAGUUAAAGAAGACGAGGAGAAGCCACAAGUUCUUCUAGCCAGUCAUUUCCUGUAGCACAUCAUAUUAGUCUCAGAAGGUAGGUAUUUGGUUUGGUCAUGCUUGUUUUUCUUGAAAGAGCAGAUAUUUGGGCAGAUGAGUCUUUAGAUCUGUUUGGAGACGCUUAGAUCAGGUUUACAGCAGAACAGUUGACCCAAAAUCGAGAGAGAGAGACAGAGAGCAUUUGUUGGGGUCGUCAUCCGUAAGAACUAUAGACUUGAGUUUCCUUCACUGGUUCCCCUUCAUUUGGAGAAAACUCUACUCGCCUUCUCUAUUAUCCAUGUCAAGGUUCCACAACAGGAGCAGGUUUACCCGGCUAAAGGUCCAGCUCCACCCUUCUAUCUUACUGAAACUGUCCGGUCAUGAACCAGAACUACACCAGGUCCGGCUUGGCUCCACCCUAGUUUAGGGUCAGGCCUAUUGGAAUGGUGAAAUGAUGUUGGAGAAAACAUGCAUGAAAAUGUAGGAGUAAUUUGGAACGAACGGAAAUAUUGGGAAAAAUAAAAGGCAAAUUCUAAUUCAUUUUUAAUGUUUGUCUGGGUUCGUUUUAUUUAC
Molecule: messenger RNA, 3248 nt
Organism: Cuscuta europaea
Lineage: Eukaryota; Viridiplantae; Streptophyta; Magnoliopsida; Solanales; Convolvulaceae
Source: the annotation of a GenBank genome assembly